This is a messenger RNA of Limulus polyphemus (Atlantic horseshoe crab), 4293 nucleotides long. RefSeq names its product dnaJ homolog subfamily B member 9-like. The transcript is spliced from 4 exons. NCBI's taxonomy places the organism in Eukaryota, Metazoa, Arthropoda, Merostomata, Xiphosura, Limulidae. Bases 98 to 766 code for a protein of 222 amino acids. Gene Ontology annotation, molecular function: misfolded protein binding; protein-folding chaperone binding. Gene Ontology annotation, cellular component: endoplasmic reticulum. The record is from RefSeq and is a predicted model, not a curated record.
UGUAUCAAAAAAACUAGGACGCAACUGUACACCAUGCAGUGUAGUACAAGCGGCAGAAGUGUCAAAAGCAGCGAAGACGGAGUUUUGAAUUUCUAUAAUGUAUGUCAACAGACUAGUCACUUUCACUGUCCUAUAUGGAGCAGUAAUACUUGAUAUCACCUGGGCAUUGACAAAAAAGGACUUGUAUGAGAUACUUGGUAUCAAACAAAAUGCAUCUGAACAAGAGAUUAGGAAAGCAUUUCGAAGGUUGGCAGCCAAAUAUCACCCUGAUAAAAAUAAGAAGGAAAAUGCUGAAGAAGUAUUUACUGAGAUAGUUCAAGCAUAUGAAAUAUUGUCUGACCGUGACAAAAAGAAACAGUAUGACAAGUUUGGGAUGGCUGCUUUUGAAAAUGGUGGAGAUGAUUAUGGAUCCGAGUCAUUUGACUUCUCGGACUUUUUCACUCACUUUGAUGCUUUCAAUUUUCAUAAUGGACAUGAAAACCACAAUCAUGAAAGAAAUGGCUACAGAUUUCAGUUUGGUAGUGGCAAGUCUUUCAACUUUGAUGACAUAUUUACUGACAUGCAUGCAGAAGAGGAAUCAUUUAAUAGUAAUUUUGGAAUGUUUGAGGAAAUGAAUCCCUUUGAUAGUAGGGAUUCAUUAUUUGGAGGCAAUCAAAUCCCAGUUUUCCAAAUGCACCCCAACAACAGAAAUACAGGUGGAGCAAAGUGUCCAACCAUCACUCAGAAAAUUGGUAACAUGAUCACCAGCUACACUUGGUGCUCUUGAUAGACACAAUGGAUUAGUCAAAAUUAACAGCAAGGUGUAAAUAUGUAAACUUGUAUAAUAGGCAUAGUAGCUUUUAAAUAUUGCCUUCUUAAUUUAAUGGAUUUCAGACAUAGUGAAAAACUUUAUGGUUCUUGUACUCUGCAACCACGUUGACAUUCCUCAUUAGUUUACUUUAAAAUUAAUUUCACGUAACUCGAGUCUGUUCUGGAUCCAUAGUUUUUUAAUUAUUAUUUUUUAUGUGAAGUAUAGUAAGCCUACCACAACUUCAUCAGCUAGCUGGUGUUGCUAUUAUUAUGGAAUUGAAACUACACAGUUGGACUGCAAGAAGUAUUGUGUAUAAAUAGUUACUGAAGAAAUAUAAUUAGUUGUAGUCCAGUGAAAAAUUUGUUAAAACAUAAUGUCAUGCAGUUUUCAUGUACUUCAUUGUUAACAACACUUAUAGCACAUACUUGCUAAUGUUUGAAUUUAGAACAAAAAUUCUUGAAUCAUUCAUACUAGUAAGAUUGUGUAAACAUAAGUGUGCAUAUCUUUCGGUAAUUACAUAAUGAAUAAUAAUAUCGGAGCAUAUAAACACUUAUUAUUAUAUACAUCCUUCAUUUGUAAUACAUUAAUUUGUUGUUUGUUAACUGGAGAACCUUGCAUUUGUAUUGCACAAAAGAAGGAUUUGAUUAUUGUUCAAAGUAUUUUUAAUAACUGUCAGCUGUUCACUAAAAGGUUUGACUGUUCUUGUUAUAUCUCUCUCUCUCUCACUCACACACACACACUGGCGUAAAAUAAAUUUAUUCUCUUGGCUUUGUAAUAAGUAGCCAAGUAAUAUAAGCUUAACCACUGCUAUGCUUGUCACAUCUAGCCUAAUCAAGCCCUGGUAUUGGGUGAAAGACCUUGUCAACACUGGACAGAUGAGACAUAUUGCUAUAUUUCUUAUAAUAAAUAUAAAAAUUCCUUAUACAGAGAUGUGAAAGAGAAAACAAUAAUUAACAUUCACUUUUUAUAUUCUCUGAAUAUACAUUAGAUGAAAGUCUUGAAUUUGAAGACUUUAAUAUGUUGUCAAUAAACAUAUACUAAGAUACUACUGAUCUGAACUUGGCAAUGGCCAGUAGCAGAAAAUGAAUUUCUGUAACUUUAACUACGAGAGUGAAUUUUAAUGUGAUUGCACAGAUCUCAAAGUUGUCCUUUCUUUAUAAAACUGAACUUUUUAUUAAUCUUUAUGUACAGUACAGAAAUAAAAAUUAAUCAUCAACAAAGUAAAAUUGGACCAUAUAAACCUCUGCUCUCCAUGCUAAGGGUAAAAAAACAACUGAAAUUACAAUAAAACCUAUUAUAGCAUCAUAUGAAACUCCAUUGCAUACAAAACAUCUUCUGCACGUGACUUUCAUCCACUUGUGUUCAAUCAUACAUUACAUUGUUCACUGACAGAAAAAGCCAUUUAUUUUGGGACAUGUAAGCUGUCUUUCCUGCAAGACAAUGCAGUUAAUUGCCAAUUAGUGAAUCUAGUUCCCACAAAGAUGUAGAAUCAGGUAAAAUUAUAUGUAUUUAAUAGCAUGAUUUUUUUUGGUGUCCAAACUAAACCGAAAUAUAAUACUAAAGUAAGUAGGUAACAUAGAAAGUGCAUGGAAUGUUUAUAUACCACAUAACCUGUUGCUUCAAGUCUUGAAUACCUUCUAAGUUGUAGAGUUAAACAGCAAGAAGUUUUAAAGGAUUUUCACAUUGUGAUGGCUGAUCAGAAUUAUCAGUGAAGCAAUGUGUGAAUAUACUGCUUGAGCAUUUCAUUCAUUGCAAGUAUAUUACAUGUCACUUAUCCGUCAUAUUUUGUGUGGCUUUAAGUGAAUACAAACUUUUCCUUGAAGAAAUAGUAAACCCCAUAAACUAGAAUUAAUAUCAUCAUUGUGGUCUUUUUAAUUAAUCUCUGGAAAACUAUUUGUCAAACUAAAGUUUACAUCUGUAGAAAUUUAUGCUGUCAUCAUUGAUAUAUUUAACAAAAGAAUGUUUUCUUCAAGAUGUAAAUAUUCAUACCAAAUUAAAAAGUUUGUCGUUUUUUUAGUGAGGAUGUAAACCAAUUAAAUUUGUAAAUAAAACUAAGUUAUUGCUUGUGGUAUAUUCUUCUCUUAAAUGUUGUGCUUUAUAGAAUUUCUGAAAAGUAGGUUUAAAAUGUUCAUUGAUCAAGGAUAUUUGUAAUUGUAAACCUGACUUGAUGUUUUCUCCUAAUUUCAUCAUUUCAAAGUGAGUAAUAACAUGGAUAAAAAGUGAUUCCUGAGCCAAGUUAUGGCUUUAUUUUAGAUUCCUACUUCUACCAAAAAUAGCUGUUUGAACUUAUGGAUUGUGAUUUUAGUCUUUUAUAUCAGAAUGGAAACUUCUGUAACAUGUGGUUGUCAACACCUUUAUUCUUGACUAAAAAUAACUUGUUAAAACUAAUAUUCUAUUAUUAGCUUUAUUUACAUACUGUUAUCAAAUAUCUGUUAAGUGCUGAUUUUCUCAUACAUGGUUCCCAUAAGCCAGGGAAACUGGAAAAGUGUAUUUUAUAUUCCCAGACUGGGAAAUUUCAUUUUACAGACAAAAAUCUCAUAAAAGUUGGUGAAAUUCAGCAAUACUUCUAUAACUUGGAGGGCAAAAAAAUAAAUAAAAAAUAGACACCUAAAAGAUUGUAUACAGGUUAAUUGUGGAGCAUUUAGCAUAUUUAAUACAUAAACAUUGUUUUAUCUACAAUAAUCAUUGAUUUAGAUGGCAGUUGUAACAAAUUACAUAAAUAGGGUGUAAGAGCUUUGUCUCAUAUUUCUAAAACUAGGGCAUCUAUAAUCAUAUUAUAACAGUAUAAAAACCCUUAACGAACUGUUAUUUAUGGAUAGGAUAUGUCCAUUAAAUAUGUUAAUUUUGCUUUUAAAAUUUUUAGUUCAGUAAUAAAACAGCCCCCAUAUCAGGAGUCAUCAGAGGAUCAUGUAUAUUACAUUAUUGACAUACUUUAUGUCCGAACAAAAGGUUUCAUUAUUUCAGUAAAGUCUGGUGGUUCAAACUACACAGUUUUGAUUUCAUACAUGUAAUUAAAUUAAUUAUAAAAAGUAACUUCUCAGUAAUUAUAAAACAAAAUUCAUCACUAAACAUUUGCUAGUGCACAUAACAUCAUGAUGCAUAGUACAGCAUGGACAAAAGUCAUUGACAAAUAGAAUAUCAUGAGUUAAGGAAAACUAGUACAAAGUAAAUUAUGGAUGACCAAGGAACUUGGAUACAAGUUUUUUAAAAAAGUAAUUUGAAAAAAUGCUUCAAGAUAAAGGUUACUUCUUAUCCAUUACUUUUUAUUGAAAAAGUUGAACUUAUGCUAGUGAAUAUAUCAUACUUAAUACAUCAGAUAUCUCAGUAAUGUAUUAGUAAACUGACUGUCCAGUAAGAAAAAGUUGAACUUAUGCUAGUGAAUAUAUCAUACUUAAUUAAUAAUCUAUAACUUAAUACAUCAGAUAUCUCAGUAAUGUAUUAGUAAACUGACUGUCCAGUAACAAGCAGUUGAACUUAUGCUAGUGAAUAUAUCAUACUUAAUU